Messenger RNA from Sycon ciliatum, 4031 nucleotides. RefSeq lists its product as uncharacterized. The transcript is spliced from 5 exons. The coding region runs from base 159 to 3425 and encodes 1088 amino acids. The record is from RefSeq and is a predicted model, not a curated record. NCBI's taxonomy places the organism in Eukaryota, Metazoa, Porifera, Calcarea, Leucosolenida, Sycettidae.
GUGGCAAGGACGAGGCCAGCGUGGUACGCGUGCGUAUGUACCUUGUCGGCAAGUACGCCACAUGAAAGUCCAGCUUUGUCCGGUCACUGCUCGGUGAAGAGUUCAUUGAAAACGCGGACAGCACCGACUCCAUUUCCAUCCAUCGAUCCAGACUCAGAAUGCAUCUCUCCUCUUCAACCGCCACAGGCACACAAGCAGCGGCACAAAUUCUUGUGGACGACAGUCAACAUAGUUUCUUUGCCAAUCUUCUCACAGCUCGUAUCCGAUCAUCUCUAGAUCUGGUCAAGAAAAUCAAGGAGGCUCCAGAGAUACCACAACCAUCUGCAUGGUUCAAGCUCAAGAAACUCGCCACGUCCCUACUUCGAAGUACUGCUUCGUCUACUUUCCCUACUGCCUCCGCUACCGGCACCGGAGCAUCUGCUGCAUCCUCUAUCAACAAUGAGUUUGCCAAUGUUCCCCACGCUGAUGAACUGAUCAAAGUAGCACCAGAUGUUAUCUCUCAAGUUCGCUCGUCUGUCGGCAAUGUGGAUAACAGUUCAAAUGAAGUGGAAGCAGCAUAUGCGUUUGUUGAGCUGUGGGACAUGGGUGGACAGAUGCCGAUGUUGGUACAACAAAGCAUCUCGUUUUCAGUUUGUGACAGCGUGUACAUUGUGACUCUUGACAUGAGGUGUGACCUGGAUGAGGAGGUAACGGAAGACGUCUACCGCUUUGAUGGUCAGGAGAUUGUAACUUGCACACCGUUACCAGGAAUGACGCAGGCUGACUACCUUCACAUGUGUCUGUCACUGAUUGCUUUGCAGCAUAGGGCAGACACACACACUGACCAGCAGCAACAGCAGCAGCAGCAACCAGACACAGAGACGGGUAAGAACAGUAGCAGCAAUGGCAGCCACCAUCAUGAUGAGAGUAGCACAGCCGUCAUGGUUGUUGUUACACAUGUGGAUCUUGUCGACGACAACCAGAUGGAGAAGAAGAAGAAGCUGUUCUUCAAUGCCGUGUCCAAGCUGGCUGAAAGGGCCGCACCCAAAGUCAAGAUCUGUGGACCCUUCUUUGUUGACAAUCACCGUCUUCAAGAUCGAGUAUCGCGCCACAGCCAGCUCGCAGAAGCACAGCAAGAGCUCUCUAGAAUUGUGUCUGCCUUUCCCGUCCAAGCAAUUCCCUUGAUGCAAGUGAAGAUAGAAGAAGCUAUUUCUCUCCACCAGAAGACAAUGCUGCGCUCUGCAAAGGCAGGGUGCAGUGAUAAGCAGCAGCAGAGUUUUGUCAGCAUGGUCUACCCCCAGUUUGUAGACUUUUGUCGGCAUGUUAGCGGCAAAGAUCUCUCGCGGACACAAGUGUCUGAUCUACUGCAUGACCUUCAGCAACAUGGAACAGUAUUCUGCUGUGACUGCCCGCAUCCAGACACUUCAAGUGUCAUCUUCCUGGAACCUCAGCAGCUGCUACUCAGCUUUGUACGCUUGAUGACCUUCCCUCUAAAGGAGACAGCUUUUCCAAGCACCUCGGCAACAUUAGUCAAAGAUGUGAAACACUUUCGCUGCACGGGAAUUGCCAGCGCUAGCCUAAUAGAGAGAGUUUGGUAUCCACUAAGCCAUGUUGUUCAGCUAGCCCUCUGCAAAUCCAUGUGUUACUUCAAUCUGGCAGCAGAGCUUGAGCCCACCAGCAGCACAGCCACCAGCAGCACAGCCACCAGCAGUACAGCCACCAGCAGCACAGCCACCAGCAGUACAGCCACCAGCAGUACAGCCACCAGCAGUACAGCCACCAGCAGUACAGCCACCAGCAGUACAGCCACCAGCAGCACAGCCACCAGCAGCACAGCCACCAGCAGCACAGCCACCAGCAGUACAGCUUCCAGCAGUACAGAUACCAGCACCGGAGCGUGUGGCAGUGGAGUCGGCAGCAUUAGCAGCAGCAGCAGCAAGAACAGGAGCAGACAAGGCAGAUCUCUGGUUGUCACGCCAGGCCUACCCGACCUCUUCAUCCCGUUCUGUUGCAACCAGGAAGCAUUACGGUUGGUUUUGGAGGAUGAUGUUCCCUUUAAGCUACCGUUUAACCACCUCAGUUUCCCUGGGAUGCUGUUUCCUCCACCACUGUUCGGUCGCUUAGUCACCUACAUAAUUCAUCGUAUGAAGAAAGAGUCGGCCAGUCUUCAGUUCACAUCCAGUGCGGCAUCACUGAAUUUGGAGGUUGGUUGUAGUCAAGUAUGCCUUUGCUGGACACCGACAGGUGUUCGCUUAGAAUGCGCUGCUGAUACACCAUCCAUACUUGCUGAUGUGGCUUGGGAUAUGAAAAGUGCAAUUGUUGGCUUCACACAAGUUCUCAGCAGCCAAGGGUACCGGCAGUUUGCAGUUGUUGGUGAGUCUUUCGCCUGCACUUCCGCAUCAUGCCAGGAUCGCCUGAAGGAACGCAGCAGUCCUGCAGAGAUGCUGGUACACUCGUCGUGGGUGUUGCUGACCAGCUUGCACAAGAAGCAUUUCUUGACAGCGUACGAGUCGGAUAGCAGCACCGCUCUGACCUUCAAGGCUACGUGUGCUACCUGCAAGGAGAGGGUCAUUGUCCCGAGGUCCUUCUGGCCCUGGCUGCGUAAGGAUGUGCCAUUUGUCCAAGCUGAGCAGCCACUAGCAGCACCAGCGGCACAAGCAACAGCAGUGCCACCAGCAUUGCCAGCAACAGCAGUGCCACCAGCAGUGCCAGCAACAGCAGUGCAAGCAACAGCAGUGCAAGAACCAGCAGUGCCAGCAGCAGUGCCACCAGCAGUAAAAGAAACAGCAGUUCCACCAGCGGUACAAGCAACAGCAGCAACAGCAGUGCAAGCAACAGCAGUGCAAGCAACUGCAGUGCCACCAGCAGUACAAGCAACAGCAGCAGUAUCAUCAUCAGCAGUAGCAGCGGCAUUACCUCCGUCAUCAUCAUCAUCAUCAGCAGCAGCAGCUGCGUUAGCUCCCUCAUCAUCAUCAUCAUCAUCAGCAGCAGCAGCAGCAGCAGCAAUAGCACCCGCAGAGGCAGUUUCAUACCAACGGUCAACAUCACCGGAGAAGCUUGUACCAGAAGAUGGUUUAGCCAAGGUACUCCAACCGGAGCUGAACACUAACCAGCCAUAUGAGGAUGAGAAGUCGUACGGCGACCCAUUCCAACAGUGUGACUUUCUAACCGAUAUUUCGCCUUGGUUGGGCAAGUUACCAGCGGGAACAUUUCGUUUGAUGGCGCAAGAGGCCGGGUUCUUCUCCGAUCUGCAGCAGAUAGAAGACUUGAAGAGGAUUGAGGAACGACAUGGAACGCGCACUCACAACCAAAAGUUGGUCAACAUUGUAAGCAGCGAGGAACAGGCUGGCUACAUCAAGCUGGUGAAGCUCAUUAAACGCUGGGGUAACUAUCCCGACAAGGUCAACAAGAUGAACCAGCUUCUGCCACGACGGGUUCAUGUGUAAACGAUUGAGGUGUCAAGCACUUCACGCAGCACGCACUGGUACUGUUCCCUCUCUCUCUCUCUCUCUCUCUCUCUCUCUCUCUCUCUCUCUCUCUCUCUCUCUCUCUCUCUCUCUCUCUCUCUCUCUCUCUCUCUCUCUCUCUCCCUCCCUCUCUCUCUCUCUCUCUCUCUCUCUCUCUCUCUCUCUCUCUCUCCGUGGUGUGUUCUCUAUCUUACUGACUGGCUAUGUUAUCUAUCAAAUCCAUUCCUCCAUUCUUCCUUGGUCAUAUCUGCCAAUUUUUAGCAACAUUAUGUUAUUCUUGAUCACUACCCCACUAAAUAUACGUAAAUGAAAUAGUCUAGUAUGUUAGACAGUAGAGACAGCUAAUUGUAGGGGACCACACCAGGUUACUACGCCCGUUGCAGAAUUACUACUUAUAGUCAUGCAGAUACAUGAAACAUUUCCUUUGAAUUUUAUGAAUACAUAUAAUGGAAUAUUAUCAUUCGGCCGGAGUCCUCAACCUCAUUAGGCCGAGAAUGUUUGAAUAUUUUAGAGAUAUAUUUCAAGUUACUCUUUAUUUCUACAUUCCAGUCACUUAUAGAUGUACAAAUUCAUUCCAGCAGCUGA